Messenger RNA from Emiliania huxleyi CCMP1516, 1077 nucleotides. RefSeq lists its product as hypothetical. The record is from RefSeq and is a predicted model, not a curated record. Bases 1 to 1077 code for a protein of 358 amino acids. The transcript has 5 exons. Lineage: Eukaryota; Haptophyta; Isochrysidales; Noelaerhabdaceae.
AUGUGCCGCUGGGUCGUCUUCGUGUCGCGCGACCCCGUCACGCUCGCCGACCUGCUCGUCAAGCCGCAGAAUUCUCUCGUUCGCCAGUCCUUUGACGCAAAGUACCAUCCCGGGUUCACUUCCGUCAACAAUGCGCUGCUGAACGGCGACGGCACGGGCCUUGCCUGGUACGUCUUCGGCAAGCCGUACCUCUACAAGAGCAACGGCGCGCCCACUGCGCUCUCCCCUCUCCCGCCCCACCUGCGCGCAUUCUGCCGCCGCACCAUGAGCAGACGCGGGGCACUUCCCGACUCCCGGACCAACACCAGCCGCGCCGACUGCCACCCCUUUCGCUUUGGCCGGCUUACCUUUAUGCACAAUGGCCACAUCGAGGGCUUCGCCAGCUUCAAGCGGGCCAUGGUCAAUCUUCUGACUCAAGAGGCGUACCUCAACGUCACGGGCGUCACCGACACGGAGCACGCCUUCGCUCUCCUCCUCAGCCAGCUGCGCGACCCAGGCCGCUCCUCCUCCUUUUCGCGCGAGGAGCUUGAGGACGCCCUCGACGAGAUGAUCCGCAUCGUGGCGAAGCUGCAGGCGGCGGCCGGCGUCACCGGAGGCUUCACCACGCUCAACCUAGCGCUCAGCGACGGCGAGACGCUGGUCGCCACGCGCUACUGCGACAAGUGGCCUGAGACGCCGCCUCCCUCGCUCUACUUUUGCUACGACCGCAGCGAGACGCUCCGCGCGGCACUGCACCAACAGACGGGCGGGAGUGGUGGGCCGGGUGACGGCUCUAAGAACGCCGGCGGAGGCGACAAGGAGGCGGCCGCGCUCCUCGACGACCAGGCAAUGCGGCCUUCUGGGGAGAGCGUGCACUCGGUGGAGGAUCGGAGGUACCCGCUGCCCGCCAACUCGAUGCUCUCCCACACGCGCAGCACGGGCAGCACCGACCAGCGCUCGCGGCCGAGGCUCAAGGCGAUCGAGAUUCCAGACACCUCCGUGCGCAGCCCCCAAGUGGUUGAGGGGUGGGCGAUGCGGCCGCGAGCAGACACGGCCUCGAGCGUCGGGAGUCUGGGGUCUCCGACGCUGAGGGACUGA